Messenger RNA from Scedosporium apiospermum, 1266 nucleotides. RefSeq lists its product as uncharacterized. Lineage: Eukaryota; Fungi; Ascomycota; Sordariomycetes; Microascales; Microascaceae. The transcript is spliced from 5 exons. Bases 1 to 1266 code for a protein of 421 amino acids. Gene Ontology annotation, cellular component: plasma membrane. The record is from RefSeq and is a predicted model, not a curated record. Gene Ontology annotation, biological process: transmembrane transport; carbohydrate transport. Gene Ontology annotation, molecular function: carbohydrate:proton symporter activity.
AUGGGACCGUGCUUCAGCCCGAUGGCUCCUCCACCUUUAGCGCGGCCCGCCAGGGGACCAUCGUUGGAAUGCUCAGUGUUGGUUGUCUUAUCGGCGCUGAUAUCCGGAAAGCUCGCCGACGUCAUAGGUCGCAAGUAUGCUAUUUCGGCUGCUGCCCUCUGGGCCUGGAUCGGGACAAUCAUCGAGAUCUCAUCUUCUAGCCACUGGGUACAGUUCGCCAUGGGUCGCUUCACCACGGGUAUUAGCAUCGGGGCUCUUUCAGUUUUGGUCCCCAUGUACCAGUCUGAGAGCAGUCCGGCCAUCCUCCGAGGCGUCAUCGUGGCUUGCUACCAGCUCUUCGUCACUCUGGGUAUCUGGACCGCAGAGAUGGUCGACUGGGGCACCGAAUCUCGGUCUAACUCUGCCUCGUGGAGGAUUCCGAACGGUCUCACUUUUCUUUGGGCUCUUUUUCUAGCUUCUGGAAUACUCUUCCUCCCGGAGAGUCCCCGGUACGCUUACCGCAAGGGCCGUGUCGAAGAAGCGCGUUACACCAUUGCAGGCCUUGCCGGCGCAGAUCCACACUCCAUUACCGUCACCAAGGAGAUGCAGGACAUCCAAGCCAAGCUCGACGAGGAAAACGCGGCAACAAAAACGGACUGGUACGAGAUCUUUACCGGCCCGCGUAUGUUCUACCGCACGAUUCUUGGUAUUGUCCUGCAGGCAGGCUCGGUCAACGUCAUCUGCACCAUUGCUGGGCUUUAUAUUGUCGCCAAUGUGGGGAGGAGGAAGGCUCUCAUGGCAGGUGCUGCCUGGAUGAUGAUGUGUUUCCUCGUAUAUGCGUUUGUUGGGCAUUUUGCGUUGGAUUUAAAUAAUCCGAUGAAUACGCCUGGACCCGGCGGCGUCAUGAUUGCCUUUUCUUGUCUCGCCAUUGCCGCUUUUGCUUCUACAUGGGGACCUCUGGUCUGGGCUGUCGUUGCAGAGCUGUACCCAUCGCAAUAUCGCGGGCCCUGCAUGGCUUUGGCGACGGCUUCUAACUGGUUCUGGAAUUUCAUGAUUUCCUUUUUUACCCGUUUCAUCACGGAUGCCAUCGAUUAUCUCUACGGCCUCGUCUUCGCGGGCUGCUGCGCGGCUCUCGUUGUCAUUGUCUUUUUCUUCCUCAUAGAGUCGAAGAACCGGAGCCUCGAGGAGAUUGAUACUAUGUACCUCCUGCACGUCAACCCUAUCAAAUCGCGCAAAUGGGAACGCGGCGACGAAAAAGAGAGUCCUAGGACUGGAGACAUGAAUUAG